GUUCUUGUGUUAUUGUGUCUACACAACAGACUCUUGUUUUUUUCUUCCUUAUACUAGAUGGUGUAGCUGCCUUCUUGCUAGGUCUGUGAUUGUCGUACAUGUAGAUUUGCAGACCGGAAAAAUAUAAAAAUUCGUGGAAAGAAAAGGAAAAACGGUGGCUGUGGGUUUCGAUAGGGCUACUGUGUUUUGACAUGGAAGCUUGGUCCGAUCUGGCUACUGCUUUAGACGAAAGUUCUGUUUUACUUGGCCGGACCAGGUGUGUCAGCAAUAUUAUAAUUAACCAAAACUUCGCUACCCCGGCGUCGAAGCAAAUUAAAAAUAAAGGUUUCUGCCGCCGCAGAACCAAGUCAACGGGAAACAUCAUAGACAAAGCUGGGCAGCAUUCCAGCAGCAACAGCGAAGGAGAGAUGGAAGACUUCCAGGAACAAGCGCAGUCUAGCGUGCAGCAGACUGAAACGGAUGAGGGUAGCAUCAAAGACAAAAUGACCAUUGCCGCUCUGCCUUCUGGGCUGCCAUUUGCAAUCCCGUGCUUGCAGAAUGCUUUGUUUGGAACCCCUGCUAGUCCCUCCAGAUCAAUAGUAGUCAAGACUGUAGGGCAGCCGCUGAGUGUUGCAGAAUCUGACUCUCUCAACGAGACAGCUUCCCCCAUGAGGCCUCAUACAAGAAGGAAGCGGAGAUUUAAGAGGAUGGCUGUUGACCCUGAGCCUGUGGUCCAAGCUGGAUUGGAGUUGGAUGAAGCAAACAGCCAACAGAAUCUCUGCUUGGCUGGACAGCAGAAAAGCUUUUCUUUCUCAACCUUUGCUUCCUCGUCCAUAUUUGCCAAACCCAGACAGAGAAAAGUCAAGAAGAAGCCAGUCAAUGUACAAAAAAUACCAAACAUAGUAAUUGGUAAACGAAAGAGGAAUGUGCGGGAGAGGAGUAUCGAAUGCGAGUUGGAGAAAAUCAGCCUCAACUCGUCGCCUGAAACAGGCGCCGCAUCCAAUUUGUCAGCUGCCUGCUGCAGCGACGCCUCUCUUAUCGUCGGUCAUUUAAAUAACGACUCGAUGGAUCUGGACAUGAAGCAACUCGAGCAGGUGAGCAGCAGCAGUGUCAGCGGCUCGGAGAGCGAUCCCGGCUUUUAUACCUAUGACGACGGACGUGAAGCGGACGACGAGCAGAGCGACUGGUACCAGGAAAACGGACCGACCUGGGGUGUACCUGGCAAUCCGUGGUGGGAGAGAGAUGGUCCUCAGCGUCAAUUCCGUUUCCGUGCGGCCGGGGCCGUGGGCGGUACUGUCGAAGAGCUGGAAGCCGACGACACGGACCAGGAUGACGCCGCCGGAGAGGAGAAAAAAUUCCAGCAGCUCCUCAAAGGAUCGUGGCAGCAUUUAAGCGACGAAGCUAAAGACGCUUACCGACUCCGCAUGCAGAAGCUUCGUGAUCGAAUUCCUGGACGCGAGAUCAGAGCUGGACGACGGCAUUUGGGAGCUCAACGCGGACCCUCGUUUAGUAUAUUAACUUCGGCCAACGAGAAACUUUCACGAUUUCUCCAGGAUCCGGCCCAGAGCGAAUUGCGUCUGCAUCCCAUGCAAAAGAGCGAGCGCGAUCAAUUGAGCCGUUUGGCCUCGCUCUAUUCGCUGCAAAUGCUCAGCGAAGGAGCCAGAGGUCUCAAAUGUCCAGUACUCAAAAAGACGAGCAACACGAUGCAGGCAGUGCGGAUCGACAUGGAUCGUUCGCCUUCGCUGUGGAGUGACUACAAACGCCAAAGAAAGACUCCGCCCGCUUCCGUCACGUCCGAGAAUGAAGCCCCUCCCAUCGACGAGAAGAACAUCGGAAGUCAAAUCUUAAAGUGCAUGGGCUGGACCCCGGGCAGUGGCUUGGGGCCUCAAGGAGCUGGAAGGACAUCUCCAGUCGGAGCAGUCGUUCGACCAAAGUAUUUAGGUUUAGGACAUGGAUCAAAAUCUAACGAUGUGACUGCCGAGGAAUCGUCUUCCGUCGAAACGGCCUCGGUGGCUAUGUUAAUGUAAAUUUGAACGUGUCGACCUGAUAAUAAGGAAAUUGUCACGAUUCUUUUUGCACAUCGGUUACCGAAGGCUCUUCAUGUUUGAACGCUGGUCGGUGGAAUUAGUCUCCGACAAAUAACCGUCAAUAAAUUGUAUUGCUUAUC
Molecule: messenger RNA, 2146 nt
Organism: Daphnia pulex (common water flea)
Lineage: Eukaryota; Metazoa; Arthropoda; Branchiopoda; Diplostraca; Daphniidae
Product: G patch domain-containing protein 2-like
Exons: 10
Coding region: 192-2006 (604 amino acids)
Molecular function (GO): nucleic acid binding
Source: RefSeq, a predicted model, not a curated record